Molecule: messenger RNA, 395 nt
Organism: Funneliformis geosporum
Lineage: Eukaryota; Fungi; Glomeromycota; Glomeromycetes; Glomerales; Glomeraceae
Source: the annotation of a GenBank genome assembly
UCACGACUUAUGGGUAAAACAAAGAAACUCGAGGGACCGUGUGUUAUAGAAAUUUGCAAAAGAAAUUCUGUAACAUGGCGAACUGUUACAGAUACUGUGAUAUCUCGCAGACAGGCUAACAAAACACUUCCUUAUUAUAUUAAAGAAAAUGACAUUAUAUAUUUAAAUUGUUAUAAUGCAAUCCUUAUUAACAUAACUUCUAAAUUUCAGCAACAUGUACUAGAACGGCAUCCCCAUAUCGAGUCUGAACCAGAAAUAUCUAGCAAUGAAAUUUUGUCUUUUUCACAGGCUAUAAGGAUAAUUACAACUAUUCUCUAUGAAAGGAAACGUAACUUGUUGCCAACCAUUUGGACUUUCAAAGAAUUUCGUUUACUUAUAGAAUCAAAUGAUAAGUG